UAAGUUUGUAGAAUUUUGGGGUGAGCACUCGCCAUAUGAACGUGUCUCAGGGUGAACAACCUUCCCCACAUGCAUUCCAUAAUGUUAACAAGGUGCAGGACAAAGUUCAGACUCGAAAUUUCCUAAGCUUCGCAAUUCCUGAACAUACGCACUAAUCGCAUUGAGCGAGACCACUCCCCCUCCAUCAAUGCUCAGAACUUACUCCAAGUGACAAUAGAUAAACAUUCUGGCCUCUCUGAAGAUGGUGCCCACGUUACUGAGUGUUGUAAUUGUCGGUCUUGGUUUUCAAAUAUCAGGUGCCGAAAGGUUAAGUAAAAUCCACGUGUCUCCUACGACAGGUUUUUUUGAAGACGAGUUGGGACGAACCAGAUUGUUCCGCGGGAUCAACUCUGUGGUCAAGAAACAUCCUUGGUAUGAUCCUCAAAUGCUUGAUCCCAAACGAGUGCAAGAGCUAUCAGACUUGGGAUUCAAUGUGAUUCGAUUAGGAACAAUGUGGACCGGAGUAAUGCCUGAAAGCUCCAAGCUUGUCAACCAGACCUACGUUAAAGCCUUGAAGACCAUGGCCCAUGGGUUUGCUCAAUCUGGAAUGUACACAUUGCUGGAUAUGCAUCAAGACUUACUCUGGAAGGUUCAAGCUCGAGACGACGUCGGAACUUACUGGGGCGUUCCACCUUGGCUCAAACAUCUGGUUCAACCUCACGAGAAAUUGUUCCCUUGGCCUUUGGAGCAAAUUGGAGCUUGGCCUUGCGGAUACCUGACUCAAGAAAUUAGUCGCGGUUUCCAAAGCAUCUACGACAACAAGAACGGAACUGCUCGUUGGUUGUCGGUGUUUUGGAAGCACAUGGCAUCAAUUUUCAAAGCUGACUCUCACAUUCUCGGCUAUGAACUGAUCAAUGAACCUUGGGCCGGGGACAUUUUCUCCGAUCCAUCCCUACUUUUGCCAGGCGUGGCGGGGAGAAAGAACUUGGAACCUCUUUAUCAACAACUUCACACGGUGAUCAGAGAACAAGAUGACGAGACCUUGAUCUUCUGGGAACCCGUCACGUGGGCUUAUACUUUUCCAGGGUCGUCCCACGGAUUAAAGGACGUCAUUCUUGAAGCCUUCUUCAAAAAUAUCAAAUCCUAUGAGUUAUCUAUGUUGAUUCAAGCCUUCUGUGGAACCAAGUCUGACACCAAUAAUUCCGAAUUGUCGAAUUUCAUACAAAACCUAAUGCAUUCUGUAACACGCAACGUGACAUACCAAUUUUCUAAAGGUUUGGGAGCCAAACCUUCAGUAUUUGGAACUGGCUUUCAAACAGUUCCAGGUGGACCAGAUUAUCGAAACCGAACAGUGAUGUCUUGGCAUUAUUAUUGCUGGGCCUGGGGAUUCAAUGGAGGCAAUGCAGAACCGUUUGAUCCACUCAUCAGAGAUCUUUGCGACAAUUUCUUGGGUCCACUUGAGUUCCAAACUGUUCAAGAUCGAACCGAAGAGGUAGGGGGAAGUGGACGAAUGUUGACUGAAUUCGGCCUUUGCACUCCUGAUAUCACACAACAACAUUCCAAAGGCUUCAUCGAAUGCAACUUUGUCAUCGAAUCGGCCGAUAAACAAUUUGAAUCGUGGAUCUAUUGGGACACGGCGCCGGGAAACCAAGUAUUAUGGGAUGAAAAAGGGCACUUGAUCCCUGAUCGAGCUGCUGUGUUCUCUCGUCCAUACCCGAGGGCUAUUGAUGGAAUUCCGACUCUUUUGAGGUUUGAUAUCAAUACAAAAGUAUUUCGAUUCGAAUUUUGGUCCGAAUUGAGAUUCGGUGUCUAUACCGAGGUCUUCAUUCCGCCUUUGCAUUAUCCGAAUGGGAACUACAGAGUGGAUCUCAGUCCGCAACUCAUUUGGCUCAAGGAUUCCAAGAAUGUAAAUGUUAUCAAGAUGUCACGAAACCCGACAAUUCCACAAGCAAAAUCCCCUCAAUCGUAUUUCGUUGAAAUAACUCCUUUCGUUUGAUAUCAAUUAGAAGGGUAUUAAAGUGAUUUAUUUUUUCUUAACAACUUGUUCCAUAGCGCCAUUCACUUUUUUCCAGUAAUUUUAUAAAUAGUAGUCUAAGGAGAAGACCGAAACUCUUUCAGAAAUAAACUUACCAAACUCCAUCAUUCAGAUUGAUAAGAGCUUUCUUUCGAUUUU
Molecule: messenger RNA, 2152 nt
Organism: Tigriopus californicus
Lineage: Eukaryota; Metazoa; Arthropoda; Copepoda; Harpacticoida; Harpacticidae
Product: endoglycoceramidase-like
Exons: 1
Coding region: 242-1975 (577 amino acids)
Molecular function (GO): hydrolase activity, hydrolyzing O-glycosyl compounds
Source: RefSeq, a predicted model, not a curated record